AUGGGCUGCCGCGUCUUCGCGCUCUCCGGGCUGCAGCUGCUGGAGCUGUCGCCUUCGCGGCUGGCGGAGCUGCAGGGCCUCGAGGCGCUGAAGGACCUUCUGGCCCCCCGGCUGGGUGCCGCCUCCGUGCGCCUGCGGCUGCUGGCAGGGGCCGACGAGGUUUCUGAGUGGCCGCCGCCGCGGGACUUGCAAGUGGUGGUCCUGCCCUGGUGUCAGCACCUGGCGCGAGAGCUGCUGCUUGCGGCCGGGGGCGGCGACGUAGCCGCCGUGGGGCGGCUUCUUCGAGCGCCCCAGGACCCCAACGGGGGCGCGUUGCAUGCAGCGGCGCGGAACGGGCACGUGGAGGUGCUCCAAAGCCUGCUGGCGGCUUCCGCCGCCUUAGACCUCCGUGGCGCCUACGAGGCCACGGCCCUGCUGGAAGCGGCGGAGCGGGGGCACCUACCCUCCGUGCGCUGCCUUGCGGAGGCACGCGCCAACCUGGACCUCGCCGGUCUGGGUUGCACCACCCCUUUGCUCGCAGCGGCGGAGCGGGGCCGGCUGGACGUGGUGCGGUUCUUGUUGGCAAAAGGCGCUGACAAGGAAGCCGCGGACGCGCGGGGCGUGACUCCGCUGCUGGCGUCGUUGGGCCAUUUGCAGCUUACAGAACUGCUUUUGGAGGCAAAGGCUGAGCUCAACACGCCGGAGAAGGACGGGAAGACCCGCUACGCCUGGCAGCGGGCAUGGGCUACCUUGACGUUGCGCGUUGCUUACUGGAGGCCAGUCCAAACUCCAAUCGGCCUUCUUUGGAGGAAACCAGAGGCCAGGGCCAGCCUGAACUGCCCUGACGCGCUCGGGGUCACCGCGCUAUGGGCAGCGGCGCGCAACGCGCGCCUGGACGUGGUGCAUUACCUGCUGCAGCAACAGCACGUGGACAAGGACGCGCCAGAUAUCGACUCGGAGACGCCCCUGCGGAGCGCUGCGGAGCAUGGCCACUUCGAGGUGGCCCGCGCCCUGCUGGCCGCGCGCGCGGACUUGGAGCUGCCCGGCGCCGAGGGCCGCGCCCCGCUGCGGGCGGCGGCGCAGCACGGGCACCACGAGGUGGUGCAGUGCCUGCUGGCGAGCCGCGCGGCUCUGGACGCUUCUUGCGAGAACGGGCGCACGCCGCUACGUGCUGCCGCGGAGGCGGGCCAGCUCGUCUCGCGGCUGAUCUCCGCCAAGGCCGACUCAACUAAAAGCGACGAGGGCAUGACGCCGCUGCAUGCCGCCGCGGGCAAGGGACACCUCAGGCUCCUGCCGCUUCUGACGGACACCUUGGAGGCCCGCGACCACCUUGGCGCCACGCCGCUCUGGCGCGCGGCGCGGGCGGGGCAGGUGGAAGCAGUGAAGUUUCUGGCAGAGCAUGGCGCAGACACAGACUGCUUCGUCAACACGGGCCAGACGGCGCUGCAGGCUGCGACGGAAAGAUGUCACUCUCAGGUUGUCAACUUUUUGAGAGAGGCCGCGGAUGACGUCCGCAAGCCGGCCAAGCGUUGCCGGCUGAGCGACCAAAGCGUCGCCUUUCGCUGUGCGCAAGCGGAGCCAUGGAUUGAAAAAUGUGAGUGCUAUGGACCACGUGCACAGAACGAGCUCACGAGCUGCGGGCAAAACAAACUCGCCAUUGAUGAAGGGCCUGAGGAGUGCCCAAAUUGA
Molecule: messenger RNA, 1668 nt
Organism: Effrenium voratum
Lineage: Eukaryota; Dinophyceae; Suessiales; Symbiodiniaceae
Source: the annotation of a GenBank genome assembly